Messenger RNA from Lodderomyces theae, 930 nucleotides. RefSeq names its product Big1p (gene BIG1). The record is from RefSeq and is a predicted model, not a curated record. The coding region runs from base 1 to 930 and encodes 309 amino acids. Gene Ontology annotation, biological process: (1->6)-beta-D-glucan biosynthetic process; fungal-type cell wall biogenesis. NCBI's taxonomy places the organism in Eukaryota, Fungi, Ascomycota, Pichiomycetes, Serinales, Debaryomycetaceae. The transcript has a single exon. Gene Ontology annotation, cellular component: endoplasmic reticulum membrane.
AUGAUUUUGCUAGCCUUGUUAGCGCUUGUCCCAUUGGCCACUAGCGCAUUUGCUCCUCUACUACUCGCUUCACAUAAACUAGUCCCCGGAUUACAAUCAGAAAUCAAUGAAUCGAAUCUCAAACCUCACAAUGUCACUUCUGUGACCAACAUGUUGAAAAAGCUAAUAACCCAAUGUUCAUCGGAUGCGUAUGUUAUAGUUGAUCAACCUGGACUUACUUAUGAAGACUUGACUGAUAAAAAGAGAGAUAACUGGCCCUUUUUGAUCAACUACUUGUACAUGUCAUCGACUAUUGUUGGAUUGCCACGAAUUGAAUCAGGUCUUGACUUGGACUUUAUCGAAGACUACAUUAUAAACACUUGCGAUGCCGAAACUAUCAAUGUUUGGCACGAUGACGACAACGAAGUUACAGAUUACUAUGAUGUCAGAACCAGAGUUAUCAAGAUUACUCUAAGCCCCAUUACUGGGGACCGAGGAGCGCAUUUGCGUGAGCACGAUGAAUUGAUUAGAAAGAUCUUGCGUAAACUUCCGUCACCACAUUAUACCGUGAUCUUGACAAGCACAGAGCCUGGAAAUUUUCAUCCAACCCCAGACUUUAUCAUGAGUGAGCAGCCAGAAAACUUUGAGAUCUUCCACGAUAUCGUGAAUAACCCAAAACAUAACGGAGGGGUAGAGAAGAAUGAUCGAUUUCAUAAGGUUGCGCCCAAUUGGAAUCCUAUAAGACAUACAAAUGAUCGAUACCUCACAAAUAGAAAGAAAGACGAGAUUCAUUUAUUUGACUACAAACUAUGGGAAAAGAAUGAAAAGCUAGUGGCCACCGUGUUGGUAAUGAUUUUGAGCUUGUUUAUGUUGAAAACUUUAUCGGUUAUCCAAACUAUCAAGCAAAAAUUCAUCAAGCAGCAAAUACCAAUUAGCAAAAAAACCAAUUAG